Lipotes vexillifer (Yangtze River dolphin) is the source of this 2802-nucleotide messenger RNA. RefSeq names its product zinc finger and BTB domain containing 41 (gene ZBTB41). Gene Ontology annotation, cellular component: nucleoplasm. Lineage: Eukaryota; Metazoa; Chordata; Mammalia; Artiodactyla; Lipotidae. Gene Ontology annotation, molecular function: protein binding; DNA-binding transcription repressor activity, RNA polymerase II-specific; RNA polymerase II cis-regulatory region sequence-specific DNA binding. Bases 70 to 2802 code for a protein of 910 amino acids. The record is from RefSeq and is a predicted model, not a curated record. The transcript is spliced from 10 exons. Gene Ontology annotation, biological process: regulation of cytokine production; negative regulation of transcription by RNA polymerase II; regulation of immune system process.
AUCUAGUUUUCCUUUAUAAAUCCCUCAAGACACUUAUGAAGUUUCUUGUUCUGAUACCGUUGUACUGCAAUGAAGAAAAGGAGAAAGGUUACUUCACAUCUUGACGAGAAGAUCCAUCUAGGCUACCAUAAAGAUUCUUCGGAAGGAAAUGUUGCAGUGGAGUGUGAGCAAGUAACCUACACUCAUUCCACGGAAAGACCGGCUCCCGAAGCUCUUCGCUGUUACCAGGAACUUCCUCCCUCUCCGGAUCAGAGAAAACUUCUGAGUUCUUUGCAGUACAAUAAGAACUUGCUGAAGUAUUUAAAUGAUGAUAGGCAGAAGCAGCCGUCUUUCUGUGACUUACUUAUCAUAGUAGAAGGAAAAGAAUUUAGUGCGCACAAAGUCGUCGUUGCUGUUGGCAGUAGUUAUUUUCAUGCGUGUUUGAGCAAAAAUCCAAGCACGGAUGUUGUCACCCUGGAUCACGUAACUCACUCUGUUUUUCAGCAUUUGCUUGAAUUUCUUUACACAUCAGAAUUUUUUGUGUACAAAUAUGAAAUCCCACUUGUUUUAGAGGCUGCAAAAUUCCUGGAUAUUAUAGAUGCAGUUAAGCUGCUAAAUAACGAAAAUGUUGCCACUUUUCAGUCUGAGCUAACUGAAAAAUCAUCACCAGAAGAAACACUAAGUGAGUUAACUGGAAGACUGUCGAGUAAUCAUCAGUGUAAAUUCUGUAGUAGACAUUUUUGUUAUAAGAAGUCUUUAGAGAAUCAUUUGGCGAAAACCCAUAGAUCCCUUUUAUUAGGGAAAAAGCAUGGGUUAAAAAUGCUGGAGAGAAGUUUUUCCACAAGGAGAUCAAAACGGAAUCGGAAGUGCCCUGUUAAGUUUGAUGACACUAGUGAUGAUGAACAAGAAAGUGGUGAUGGGUCAGACAAUUUGAAUCAAGACAGUUUUGAUAAGGAAAAGUCAGAUAGAAAUGAUUCUGAGGAUCCCGGCAGUGAAUGUAAUGCUGAAGAGGAUGAGCUAGAGGAGGAAAUGUCAGAUGAAUACUCUGACAUUGAAGAGCACAGUGAAAAGGAUCCCCAUGAUGCAGAAGAGGAGCCUGAGGCUGGAGAUUCUGUCGGAAGCAUUCAUGAUGGAUUAACCCCUGUAGUCAUUCAGAACAGUAACAAAAAAAUAUUGCAGUGUCCCAAAUGCGAUAAGACAUUUGACCGCAUAGGAAAAUAUGAGAGCCACACACGUGUUCACACAGGUGAGAAGCCCUUUGAGUGUGAUAUUUGUCACCAGCGCUAUUCGACAAAGUCUAACCUAACUGUUCACAGAAAGAAGCACAGUAAUGAAACAGAAUUUCAUAAGAAGGAGCACAAGUGCCCUUAUUGUAAUAAACUUCAUGCAAGCAAGAAGACUUUAGCCAAGCAUGUUAAGAGAUUUCAUCCUGAAAAUGCACAAGAAUUUAUUUCCAUUAAGAAGACUAAGAGUGAAAGUUGGAAAUGUGAUAUUUGUAAGAAAUCUUUUACUCGAAGACCACACUUGGAGGAACAUAUGAUUCUCCAUUCUCAAGAUAAACCUUUUAAGUGUACCUAUUGUGAAGAACAUUUUAAAUCACGAUUUGCACGGUUAAAGCAUCAAGAGAAGUUCCAUCUGGGUCCUUUUCCAUGUGAUAUAUGCGGUCGCCAGUUUAACGACACUGGAAAUUUGAAACGCCAUAUAGAGUGUACCCAUGGUGGAAAGAGAAAAUGGACUUGCUUUAUCUGUGGGAAAUCAGUACGAGAAAGAACUACUUUGAAAGAACAUUUGAGAAUCCAUAGUGGAGAAAAGCCUCAUCUUUGUAGUAUUUGUGGGCAAAGUUUUCGUCAUGGAAGCUCAUACAGACUUCACUUACGAGUACAUCACGACGAUAAAAGAUAUGAGUGCGAUGAAUGUGGGAAAACGUUCAUUCGUCACGAUCACCUUACAAAGCAUAAGAAAAUACAUUCAGGUGAGAAGGCUCAUCAGUGUGAAGAAUGUGGAAAAUGCUUUGGUCGUAGGGAUCAUCUCACUGUCCAUUACAAAAGUGUACACCUUGGAGAGAAAGUGUGGCAAAAAUAUAAAGCAACCUUUCAUCAGUGUGAUGUUUGUAAGAAAAUUUUUAAAGGCAAAUCAAGUCUGGAAAUGCAUUUUCGGACACAUUCAGGCGAAAAACCAUACAAGUGUCAAAUUUGCAAUCAAUCUUUUAGAAUUAAGAAAACUUUAACAAAACACUUGGUCAUUCAUUCUGAUGCCCGGCCUUUCAACUGUCAGCACUGUAAUGCAACAUUUAAGCGGAAAGACAAGCUGAAAUACCACAUUGACCACGUUCAUGGCAUAAAGUCACCUGACGAUCCUCUCAGUGCUUCUGAGGAGAAGCUUGUAUCCUUGCCAGUAGAGUACUCAUCCGAUGAUAAAAUCUUUCAGACAGAAACAAAACAGUAUAUGGAGCAGCCCAAAGUUUACCCGUCAGAAGCCAAGACUAUAUUGCAGAGUGUGUCUGCUGAAGUGUGUGUCCCCGUAACGCUGGUUCCAGUCCAGAUGCCUGACACUCAGAGUGACCUGGUGCGUCACACCACUACUCUCCCUCCACCUUCUCACGAGAUCUUGUCGCCACAGCAGCCAUCCACUGAUUACCCACGAGCAGCUGACUUAGCUUUCCUGGAGAAAUACACUCUUACUCCUCAGCCUGCAAAUAUAGUUCAUCCAGUCCGACCUGAGCAAAUGCUAGAUCCUAGAGAACAGUCUUAUCUUGGAACGUUAUUGGGCCUUGAUAAUGCCACUGCUGUACAAAAUAUUUCUAAUCGUGAGCAUCAUUCAUGA